Perognathus longimembris pacificus (Pacific pocket mouse) is the source of this 4496-nucleotide messenger RNA. RefSeq names its product transmembrane O-mannosyltransferase targeting cadherins 1 (gene Tmtc1). NCBI's taxonomy places the organism in Eukaryota, Metazoa, Chordata, Mammalia, Rodentia, Heteromyidae. The record is from RefSeq and is a predicted model, not a curated record. The transcript is spliced from 20 exons. Gene Ontology annotation, molecular function: protein binding; mannosyltransferase activity. Gene Ontology annotation, biological process: protein O-linked glycosylation via mannose. The coding region runs from base 131 to 2962 and encodes 943 amino acids.
GGCAGCGUGGUCCAGCGCUCUCUGCGCCGAGCCAGAGGCCGUCUGCGGACCGCCGCCGCGCGUAGCUCGGGCCCCGGUCGGGGACGAUGCCAGACGGCCGGCCGAGGCCGGCGCAGCGGGCGAGUGCGCGAUGGUGGCGAGCGCCGGAGCCCGGGGCGGCGGCGGGGACCGCGCGUCCUCCCGGCGAGCCGGCCGCGGGCUGGCGCCGAGUGCGGCCGGGGCCGGGGCCGCGGCGCUGCUGGCCGGGGCCGGCUGCCUGUGCCACGCCGGCUCCCUGCGCGGCGAGUUCGUGCACGAUGACGUGUGGGCCAUCGUGAACAACCCCGACGUGCGGCCCGGCGCCCCACUGCUCCGCGGCGUCUUCGCCAAUGACUUCUGGGGCAAGGGCAUGGCGGAGAACAGCAGCCACAAGUCCUACCGGCCGCUGUGCGUGCUCACCUUCAGGCUGAAUGUAUUUUUGACUGGCAUGGACCCUUUCUACUUCCACGCGACGAACGUGGUGUUACACUGCCUUGUGACUCUGGUGCUGAUGCACACCUGUGAGAAGAUGGUCUUCGGGAAGCGUGGUCUUGCUUUCCUCACGGCGCUGCUCUUCGCAGUGCAUCCUGUCCACACAGAGGCGGUGGCUGGCAUUGUGGGCAGAGCGGACGUGUUAGCCUGCCUUCUGUUCCUGCUGGCCUUUCUUUCCUACAACAGGAGUCUGGGUCAGUGCUGUGCUGGGGAAAGAUUCUCUCCCACAUCCUCUCCCUUCUUCUUGCUACUCAGUCUGCUCCUGGGGACCUGCGCCAUGCUGGUGAAAGAGACGGGCAUCACCGUGUUCGGCGUGUGCUUGGUGUAUGACCUCUUUUCUCCCUCCCACAAGGAAGACAAGGUGAGCAACGGAGUCCUCCCUGAGCACAGCCCUCAGCAGCCUAGGAGUCCCAUCACCUCCUCCUUGCCACCCCACUCCCACCGAGAGAAUGGGAAGCAGCGGCUCCUACAGAAGGUGGCUUGGGGUGGCUGCCACUCCCCCCUGCCACCAGAACCCAAAAGCAGUGGAUUUCUGGGAUCUCCACGAGCCCUCAUGAGGUUCCUGACAACAGGCAGCAACAGUAAUUAUCUUCUUUCUAUGAGACCAUUUUUCAAAAGGGCCAUUCUGGUCAUAAGUUAUGUGGUGGUGAUUUUGUACUUCCGCCUGCGGAUAAUGGGAGGGUCUAUGCCCCUCUUUUCAGAGCAGGAUAACCCAGCUUCAUUCUCACCUUAUGUUCUUACAAGAUUCCUUACCUAUUCCUACCUCUUGGCCUUCAAUGUGUGGCUUCUGCUGGCACCUGUGACCCUGUGCUACGACUGGCAGGUAGGCAGCAUCCCUCUGGUGGAGACGCUGUGGGACCCGAGGAAUAUGGCCACGGUUCUCCUCCUGGCUGUGGUGACCUCCCUGAGCCUGCACUGCCUCGCAGCAUUCAAGAGGCUGGAGCAUAAGGAGGUCCUGGUGGGCCUGCUCUUCCUGGCGUUCCCAUUCCUUCCGGCCAGCAAUCUCUUCUUCAGGGUGGGAUUUGUGGUGGCUGAGAGAGUCCUGUAUAUGCCUAGCAUGGGCUACUGCAUUCUGUUUGUGCAUGGACUGAGCAAACUCUACACAUGGCUGAACCGAAGUGGAGCCACCUUGGCCGUGUCCACAGUGCUGCUACUGCUGCUCUUCUCUUGGAAAACUGUGAAGCAGAAUGAGAUUUGGCUGUCCAGAGAAUCUCUAUUCAGGUCUGGAGUUGAAACUCUGCCACACAAUGCCAAGGUCCAUUACAACUACGCCAACUUCCUGAAGGACCAGGGUCGGAACAAGGACGCGGUCUACCACUACAGAACAGCCCUCAAGUUGUAUCCUCGCCAUGCAAGUGCUCUGAACAAUCUGGGAACACUGACGAAAGAUACGGCGGAGGCCAAGAUGUACUACAAAAGGGCACUGCAGCUCCACCCCCAGCAUAACCGGGCUCUCUUCAAUCUGGGCAACCUGCUCAAAUCACAGGAGCAAAAAGAAGAAGCUAUUGCACUACUGAGAGCUUCCAUUAAGUAUGGCCCGGAGUUUGCAGACGCAUAUUCAAGCCUAGCUUCACUAUUGGCUGAGCAGGCAAGAUUUAAGGAAGCUGAAGAAAUCUACCAGGCCGGGAUUAAACACUGUCCAGACAGUUCAGAUUUACACAACAACUAUGGAGUUUUCUUGGUCGAUUUUGGGUCUCCAGAGAAGGCAGCCGCCCACUACCGAGAGGCCAUCAGACUUAGCCCAGCCCAUCAUGUGGCCAUGGUGAACCUGGGCAGGCUCUACAGGUCCCUGGGAGAAAACAGCCUGGCUGAAGAGUGCUAUAAACGUGCCCUGCAGGUGGCACGCACAGCUGAGGUCCUGUCACCCCUGGGAGCUCUCUAUUACAACACUGGUCGGCUCGAGGAGGCCCUGCACAUAUACAGGGAAGCGGCAGCGUUGCAGCCUUCGCAGAGGGAGCUGCGCCUGGCAUUGGCUCAGGUUCUGGCCGUGAUGGAGCAGACAGAAGAAGCAGAACAGAUUGUGAGUCACAUGGUGGUGGAGGAGGCAGGGUGCCUGGAAUGCUAUCGCCUCCUGUCCUCCAUUUACAGCAAGCAGGAACACCAUGACAAGGCACUCAGUGCAAUCGACCAGGCUCUACAGCUGAAGCCAAAGGACCCCAAAGUGCUGUCUGAACUCUUCUUCACCAAAGGAAACCAGCUGAGAGAGCAGAACCUUCUUGACAAAGCAUAUGAGAACUACCAGGCAGCUGUGGAAUUGAAUCCGGAUCAAGCGCAGGCCUGGAUGAACAUGGGAGGCAUCCAGCACAUGCAGGGACACUACGUGUCUGCAAGAGCUUAUUAUGAAAGAGCCUUACAGCUGGUUCCAGACAGCAAACUGCUGAAGGAAAAUCUCCACAAAUUACAUCGCCUAGAGAAACGAUCGCAAGAAGUUAGAGGAAAGGAUUAUACAUAACCCCCUGGUGCCGCUCUCCCGGCCAGUGCAGAAGAUUGGAGAGGCCAAAGGUUGCAGGCCCACUCCAUACUCGUACCCCACCACCCAGCUCUCACCCCUAGCCCUGACCAGGGCAGGCUGGGGACAUCCACUGCUGACCCAGCUGAAGGAUUUGCAUUCUCAUGAGGAAGGACAGGACAGGCAAAGAAUGGGCAGCAAGGUCUGAGGAGGAAGGAAAUCAUCAAGUACACAUCUUAUAGAAUGUUGUUUGGUUUCCCUCCCAACUUCCCUUGACAUGUUCCUGUGAGAUUUUCUGACUAGAGAUCUAAUUUCAAUUCUUCAUUUAAACAAAAAUUUACAAAAAUCUCACUCAAGCUCCAAAUGCUAUAGGCAGACCACCUCUUCCAUUUGGAGUCAGAUACUUCAAACAAACAAACAAAAAAAAUAUAGGAUCAGUGGAGCACCACAGGGAGCUUGAUCAAGAGCUAAGAACUUUGUAGAACCUUCCAGAAUAUACACAGAAGAGGGCAGUUGUUCAGUGAGCUUUAAAGGCCUUCUGAGUAGUAAUGAACUUUCCUUUGAUUUAAGUUAUAUCAGAAGGGAACCUUCUAAACUGUAUGGAUAUCUUUAUCCCUACAAGAAAAUGAGGGUACUUGUUACUCCUAAUCUUUUGUGGAAAUGUUUAAAAUUACUUUAAUUUUAUUCUAAGCAUUACUAGAGGAGGAGUUAUACUCUAAAAUUACAAAAGUGCAUUUCAAAUCAUAUAUGUUCCUAACUUGAAAUAUACUCUUAUUUUGGUAGAGAAAAAAUAGAAUAUUCUACAUAUAAAAUAUUGAAGGUGUUAACUGAGAGAGAUCUUCUACUUUAUUAUCUUACUAUCAAGACAUCAUGAGAUUAUUUUUGAGAAGUAUAUUUAACCAGUGAGGAAUCUUUACAGUACAUACAGAAAGCUUCAUAGACUCUAAAUAGAUGGAAAGAUCUCUAUUUCUCUUGUCGGGCCUGAGAAUUCCAUGAUUACAACAUGAGUGACUGAAAUGCAGAAUCUGUCUGCAUUGGUAACUUUGGAGAUUUCAUGGAGAAUAUUCCCAAAACAGUGGGAAAAAUAUGUAAACUCAUAAUUUUGAAAAUAUAUAUAUUUAUAUUUGGAAUAUAAGGUAAAGAUGAACUUGCAAUUUGACAUUUAUUUUUAGAGUUAUUUAUUUCAUAACUUAUAAAAUAUUUAAUAUAUAUAAAUAUAUAUACAUGAUCAUUUUCUUCUCUGUACAUAGGUUUUCAUAGCAGCUUCCAAAACAAAUCAUCAAAAAUAUAAAUCUAAAUGACAAAUUUAAGCGUUAAGUAUCCUUCAGAAUAAUUGUAUUGAUAAUUUACCAGAUAUAGUUAAUGGAGUUAGGGGUCAGAUUAGAAGACAUUUGAAUACCUGGUUCAAACUUGUCAUCAUUAUAAAAAGCAAAAGUAAAGGUAGUUGCUGGUGACUCAUGUCUGUAAUCCUACCCACUCAGGAAACUGAAUCCAACCUGAUCAGGAAAGCCUGUGAGACGUUUAUCUCCAGUUAACA